GCUACUCAAGAAGAAGCUGCAACAGCAUAUGACAUGGCUGCCAUAGAGUACCGAGGACUUAACGCCGUUACAAACUUUGACCUCAGCCGUUACAUCAAGUGGCUACGUCCUAGUAAUCAGAAUAACCCUAACAACUCUCAACCAAACCUAGACGGUGAAGUUAAUCCAAUUAUACCAAGUUCUAAUUCCGAGCUUGACUCGAGCCUUACGUCCCACGACCAAGCCAGCUCGAGUGCGGCUAGUGACACAACCCUAGCUCCUCCACGGCCCGGUGGCAGUGGCUCGGCGUCGUCGGCGCUCGAGCUUUUGUUGCAGUCAUCCAAGUUUAAAGAAAUGCUGGAGAGAACUUCGGUGCUUAACAGUCCGUUAACGCCUCAAGAAUCAGACACGCCUCGUCGGAGCUUUCCCGAUGAUAUUCAGACGUACUUUGACUGCCAAGACGACUCAGGGAGCUAUGUCGAGAGUGAUGACAUUAUCUUUGGGGACUUAAACUUAAUUGCUUCACCAAUUUUUCACUGUGAACUUGAUCCUUGAAGACGAGGGUUAUGUGAAUAUGGACGGAAAAGAAGGGUAAGAGUAAAAAGAGAAAACCAAGAUUUUUCUUCAUCAUAAAAAAAAUAAAAUAUUAAGAUUCUUUUUAUUUUCUUUUAUUUUAUUUUUGGGUUCAAAUGGUUCGAUCUCUACUUUUCUUCAAAAUAUGGGGAGUAGAGUUUGGUUAAUUGUUAUUAGUUAAUUUACAUGUAGAUAAGAAGUUAGACACAUUCAUUCAACAAAUAUUUCUUUUAAUAAGA
Corylus avellana is the source of this 791-nucleotide messenger RNA. NCBI's taxonomy places the organism in Eukaryota, Viridiplantae, Streptophyta, Magnoliopsida, Fagales, Betulaceae. The record is from RefSeq and is a predicted model, not a curated record.